This is a messenger RNA of Cuscuta campestris, 1335 nucleotides long. Lineage: Eukaryota; Viridiplantae; Streptophyta; Magnoliopsida; Solanales; Convolvulaceae. The record is from the annotation of a GenBank genome assembly.
AGUGAAGAACGAGUAGUAGUACUAAACGGAGUAGUUGUUAACGCGGCGUCGCCGUCAACAACGACCACCACAGGUCAGCCCUUCUCCGCCGCGCCAUCCGCUCUAUCCUAUACUAUAAAUUCACCGUCAAGUCCUCCUUUCUCAACCAUCACAAGUAACCCCUUUUCAUCAUUAUCACAAUCGCCGUUAAUUACAUGGCGUAUUAUCACGAUAAUGUAUACAUAAUUGCAGCGGCAUUCAAAUUAUGCAUGCUUCUGCUCCUCUCAUCCCCACGGCAAUGCCAAGGCCAGCAGCUGUCUCCGGCAUUCUACGACGCGACGUGCCCGAACGCGCCCGCCAUCGUCCGCACGGCCGUGAGGCAGGCGGUGUCGCGGGAGCGCCGCAUGGCGGCCUCCCUCAUCCGCCUCCACUUCCACGACUGCUUCGUCCGCGGCUGCGACGCGUCGGUCCUCCUCGACGAGUCGCCGGCCGUGGAGAGCGAGAAGACCGCGCUCCCCAACCUCGGGUCGGCGCGGGGCUACGACGUGAUCGAGGCCGCGAAGCGGGAGCUCGAGCGGGCGUGCCCCGGGGUCGUGUCGUGCGCGGACGCCCUCGCGCUCGCGGCCCGCGACGCGUCUGCCGCGGUGGGCGGCCCGUCGUGGGACGUGAAGCUCGGGAGGAGGGACUCCGCGUCCGCCAACAGAACGGAGGCGGAGGCCCAGCUUCCAAGCCCGUUCGACAACCUCGCGAAGCUCGUGUCGAGCUUCGCGAGCAAGGGGCUCAGCACCAGAGACCUGGUGGCCUUGUCUGGGGCACACUCUCUGGGCCAGGCUCAAUGUUUCCUCUUCCGGGAUAGAAUAUACCAGAACAGCACGACGAACAUCGAUGCCGGGUUCGCGAGCACCCGGAGACGGCAAUGCCCCAAGGACACUGGGAACGGGAAUCUGGCGCCGCUUGAUCUGGUGACGCCAAAUUCCCUCGACAACAACUACUACAAGAACCUCUUGAGCAAGAAAGGUCUGCUGGAAUCAGAUCAAGCCCUAGCCGAAGGCGGGGCCACGGCGGGCAUUGUGUCGGAAUACGCCAAGAGUCCCCGCGCUUUCCAAGCCGAUUUCGCGUCCGCCAUGAUCAAGAUGUCUGAGAUUCAGCCUCUUACUGGUCAGAAUGGGAUCAUUAGGAAGGUCUGCGGCUCCUUGAAUUGAUCAGAUGAACUAUAUGCUUCUUUUCAACUUUCAACUUUGUUGUAUUAUAUAUAAUCAUUCUUUUUACUUGGCUUCUUGAUUAUAUUCAUUGGUUCAUACACUCAAUUUGUAGAAACAAAAAAAAAGUGUGCAGUAAUAAUAUUUUGUUGUGUAC